Bicyclus anynana (squinting bush brown) is the source of this 10311-nucleotide messenger RNA. RefSeq names its product guanine nucleotide-binding protein G(q) subunit alpha (gene Galphaq). Gene Ontology annotation, molecular function: G-protein beta/gamma-subunit complex binding; G protein-coupled receptor binding; GTPase activity. Gene Ontology annotation, cellular component: heterotrimeric G-protein complex. The record is from RefSeq and is a predicted model, not a curated record. Lineage: Eukaryota; Metazoa; Arthropoda; Insecta; Lepidoptera; Nymphalidae. Gene Ontology annotation, biological process: phospholipase C-activating dopamine receptor signaling pathway; adenylate cyclase-modulating G protein-coupled receptor signaling pathway. The coding region runs from base 451 to 1512 and encodes 353 amino acids. The transcript is spliced from 9 exons.
UGGCAAGGUUUCCCCAGUCGCUGGCAUAUGGUUCUAGCAUAAAGAACAAAAUGCCAAAAUGAGCUUAUAUAAAUAUCAUUAAGAUAAAAAAAUAUUAAUUAUAAUCUUGAACAUUAAAUUAAAUAGAUAAAUUAAACGUUAGUUGCUAGUUACUGAUGUUUGAAUAAUUUCACCGUUUGGUUUAAAUAAUUUUAUGACUGACGUGAAGGUGAAAAUAGGAAUUUCAAUGAUUUAUAUAUUUUAUUGUAGUGUAAAAAAAUCCCUGAAAGGUUUUAACAAAAAUAUACUGAAGUGGAAAUUGACGUGGUGCUACUAAGUCUACUAAUGUAGGCUUCUUCUAUGCAAACCUGUGAAGAAAAGCUUUGAGUGGUGUGCCUCGGUUGAUAGGCCUGCCGAAGGGACAGGGAACCGCGCGCGAGGACGGCCGCCGGCCCUUCGCCUCGAGGAAACAUGGAGUGCUGCAUGUCGGAGGAAGCGAAAGAACAAAAGAGAAUCAACCAGGAAAUAGAGCGGCAACUCCGGAAGGACAAACGCGAUGCCAGGAGAGAACUCAAGCUUCUUCUGCUGGGCACUGGCGAGUCCGGCAAAUCAACGUUCAUCAAGCAGAUGAGAAUCAUCCACGGCUCCGGCUACAGCGACGAGGACAAACGCGGUUUCAUCAAACUCGUGUACCAGAACAUCUUCAUGGCGAUGCAGAGUAUGAUACGCGCCAUGGACUUACUCAAAAUACAAUAUGGAAAUCCGUCCAAUUCGGAAAAGGCGGAGUUGAUAUCAGCAAUCGACUACGAAAGUGUGACAACAUUCGAGAGCCCGUACGUGGAGGCGAUCAAGGCGCUGUGGUCCGACUCCGGGAUACAGGAGUGCUACGACCGCAGGCGAGAGUACCAGCUCACUGACUCAGCUAAAUACUAUUUGCAGGAGAUAGACCGCGUGGCGGCACCAAAUUACUUACCAACUGAACAGGACAUUCUACGUGUGAGAGUGCCCACUACGGGUAUCAUUGAGUACCCGUUUGACUUGGAAGAGAUAAGAUUUAGGAUGGUGGACGUAGGGGGCCAGAGAUCCGAAAGAAGGAAGUGGAUUCACUGUUUUGAAAAUGUCACAUCCAUCAUAUUCUUAGUAGCCCUUAGUGAAUAUGAUCAAAUUUUAUUCGAGUCUGAAAAUGAGAAUCGAAUGGAAGAAUCGAAGGCGUUAUUUAAGACAAUCAUCACGUAUCCAUGGUUCCAACACUCAUCGGUCAUUCUGUUUCUGAACAAAAAGGAUUUACUGGAAGAGAAGAUCAUGUACUCGCAUCUUGUAGACUACUUCCCGGAGUACGAUGGUCCACAACGCGAUGCCGGCACCGCGCGCGAGUUCAUACUGCGAAUGUUCGUCGACCUCAACCCUGAUGCCGAGAAAAUUAUUUACUCGCAUUUCACUUGUGCGACUGAUACCGAGAACAUCCGGUUCGUGUUCGCCGCAGUCAAAGACACGAUCCUGCAGUCCAACCUCAAGGAGUACAACCUCGUCUAAGCGGGAGCCGAUCUUGACACAAAUCUGUGAUGUGAUCUAUCCCGUUUUUGCACAUCAACACUUCACGGCCGACUGUGUAAAAUUAACUGAUGAGGACGAACUCACCAUCUAAACUGAUUUAUAUGAAAUUAAGUAAAAUAGAUUGUAAGUCAUUUAAUCAAUAUUAGCACCGACAGCAUCUCUCGAUCCGCACGGGUCGCCUCAUUACGCCUCAGGGAAUUUUUGAAAAAUUUUUUAUGAUGAAGUUUUAUUCACAACUUAUGUAUGUGUCUGUAUCGGUGAACACUAAAUUGUGCAUUUUUAAAGUCGCGGCAAGUCGCGUUGUCGCGUGCCGCUUUUAGUCAUUGUUUUAGAUUUUUUUUUUUUGUAAAGUUUGUUGCCAUUAUAUCUUUCUACAUAAGUAUACAUUUUAUUGUGUCCAGACGGAUGGAUUUGAACAAACUAGUCCAAUGAAUAUAGCGAGUCGUUGUCACCCUCGCGGUCGGAGGCGGGACGUUCCCGCUCUAACUAUUAGGUAUUUAUUUAAUAAUGGAGUAAUGUACGGUGUACGGCGACCGCGGUCCUUCGUUACGCUUCAUCGGGAGAGAUAUAUUCAUUUAUAUAUAGAUUGAUUGUAUUUAAUAUUGACAUUGCGUUACUUUUGUACGUUGGUAUUUUGUUACUCGAUACAUGUUACGUGUUGGGGUUCAUUUACACGAGCGGCAACUACCGACGACCGCAGUCGUGGCGGCUGCCGCCGAGACGUCGUUGACUGCAGUCUCAGACCAAUUAUUGUAUAGGACCUGCCUCGCUAGACGUUACUUUUCUGUCAAAAUAUAUGAUCAACGAUCUAAUGCGAUUAUAAAAACUGUCUCUAUAGAAUCGAUGUUAAAUAGUUGUAAUCGUGAUCGUCGGUUAAAGAGCUCCGUAUAAAUACCUUUUUGUGUAUUGAGAUUGUGUAAAAAACGGGCAAAAACUUCUAGUUUAGUUUAAGAUAUAUACCAAAUCUAAGCUCGUUUUCCUCAGAAAAUUACAGACAAUUUUGUUCGUGUCUAUGAGUGCGAUACAGGUCCUUCUAUAAUUGGUCUGAGACUGCAGUCGUCAGUAGCAGUUGCCGAUCGUGUAAAUGAACGCUUGCACCGAAGUCGCUUCGUGCGCAGCGCUCUGGUGUGUUCGGUUUGCUUGUUACCUUGGUUCGUGCCGCGAUUCCAUUAAACUAGACGUACGUCUGUGAAGUUUCUACGUUAGUUGUGUAAGGAUAUUUUUGAAGCAUUUGUAUAACUUUUUUUACUAGAAUACCCAGAUUACAUUGAACCUAAAAAUGAAAAAUGUGAAUUGUAAAAUGCGGUGCCGAUUGUCUUUCGCACAAGUAUCCAGCAGGAAUGUAAUAUAUUGUACAUUUUGGUCUAAAUGUGCUGUGUGAGUUGAGCUGACAGUUCAAUGGCAAGUUUUGCUAUUGGCACACCAUCGUAACGCGAAGCACAAAAUAUAAUUAAUUAUAGCUUGGCAUGUUCGUUGGUGACACUAUCGUGAUAUGCGGGCGACGGGGGGAGAGCACUGCGCGGGCAUGAAGUCGUGCCAGCGGGGCAUCGCUACCAUCCCGGCCCGCGCGGACCAUCGAGAGUGUUACGAACGAAUUUGCCAAGCUGUAUACAGUUUUAUUAUUGUUGUCCAUAUUUUAUAGUAUUUUUAUUAUAUCGCUUAUGUGUGUGUUGCUUUGUGUUAUAUAUUUUUUUUUUUAGUUACUUUUAUUUAUACGUCGGAGACGAUGUUUCUGUUUUGAAGGUGUAACUUAUUGAAUUAACUUAUUCGUUGUUGUAAACUAUCGUUCUUCGAUGCCGUUUGAUCAUAUCCGGGCCAUCCGACGCCGUCAAUAGCAAAACUGUAUACUGUGAGAAGUAACAGCUGUCUGAAAUGCUCAAGUUAAUGUGAAAUUGGAACUAAUCGCACAAGAAAAAUACUGUAUACCUACUUUAUCGAUGUUAUCCAAGCAGCAUACUGUGUUCGCAUUGUACAUAUAACUCUCGUUUCGUUUGAUGCAAUUGUACAGCAAUAUAUAAUAUUUUGAAGUUGGCGCUUUUAUACAAAAGUGUGACCCGAAAACGACCCGCUCCCGCCGGUGACUGCGAGCUUAGGCCUACUUCAGACUACUUUAGUAUUUUAGUCGAGUAAGAGUUUUUGAAUUUACCGCCCAAAAAUCGUUCGUACUCGACUAAAAUACUAAAGUAGUCCGAACUAGGCCUUAUAUUGUUUUCUACUGAUCACUAAUAAUAUUUCUGAACUAGCGAACGCCCGCGACUUCGUCUGCCCUCUUUAAGCCAGCCCGUAGUAGUAUCGCUGUAAAAAUGGAGUAACUUCUCCCGUUUUCCCAACAUUUCCUUCACUGCUCUGCUCCUAUUGAUCGUAGCGUGAUGAAAAGUAUACUAUAACCUGUCCAGGAGUUUGAAAAAUAAUGGGCAUGAUGACUAGGUUUGAAUAUAUUGAUUUUUAUGAUACAUUCGGGUAGAUAAGUUCAAUGUUAAAUAAUUUAUACAUAAAAAGCAAAGAUGGUCUGGAUAUUUGCAAAAUAAAUGAGAUUAUAAAAUUUCAAAUCUAUUAUCGUAAUUAGAUGAAAAUUCAUACAGUUUUAGCUUCCUUAUAUUAAAUGUGACAUUUUUAAUAUCUGAACUAUAAACAUAAACGCACAAAUAACAAAAAUAUUAAUAAUUUCGUCUGAACGCCCAUACAAAUCUAACGAUCAUUACAUUACCUACGUCAUUAGUUCGUGCCAUUUUGUAUGGGGUGUUUUUCAGGGAUCCGCGGCAGCGCCGCAAAUCUGACCCUUUAAAUCCCUGUAGCUCCGAAAGUAAUGAUCGCAGACACCACAAAGUAACACUUUUACAAAAUUGCUUUACUAUUAGCAUACUCUUAAUUUAUAUACAAUUUAAAAAACUGUCAUCAUCCCUAUUGUACCAAGUUUCGUUAAAAUCCGUCGAGUAGUUUUUGUUUCUAUAACGAACAUACAGACAGACAGACACGAAAAUUUUACUGAUUGCAUUUUUGGCAUCAGUAUCGUCAAGAAUCACUUAUCACCCGCUGAUAGUUAUUUUGGAAAUAUAUUUCAUGUACAGAAUUGACCUCACUACAGAUUUAUUAUAAGUAUAGAUAUACUAAAAAACGCUUUUAUAUUUUGUGCUCUAAAAUGAAACAAUUGAGAACAAACUAGUUGAGAUUAUAUUGUUUAGGUUAUCUAUGACCAAUUUCGACUUAUUCACCUGACUUAAAAAUCGUAAUGAUAAUUUGUAAAAAAACCUAUUAAUUUGCUUAGACUAAUGACCUAUAGACCUGCAACACCUAACAAUUUUUCACUCCAAACGUUAAGCCACUUCUGUGACUAUGUGAGCUUAAUCCCCCAAUCGCACGAGAGUUUUUUUAACGGACGUUAAAAAAGCGUUCAAAUACAACAAAUCAUUCCCAAGUAUAAGUUCAAACGUCAGCGUUUUUAAAACACGACGCUUUUUUUCGAGCAGUGUUGCAUUUUCAAUUUUGGGCGUUGGAAAUAGACCUUCAUUUAACUUCAUACUAUAUUUGGACACUUUUUUUAAUGUCCGUUACAAAACUCUCGUGCGAAUGAGGGCUAAAAGCUAAGCUAAUUUCGUAGCGUAGCGACGCGUUAAGGGCUCCCAUUUCGGGGCACAUAAAACGGCUUACGAAUCCUGCGACUACAGUUUUGAAUUUUUUUAUUUUAUUAAACUGAAAAAGUGUUUUUCGUUACCUACGUUAUAAUUUUUAGGUAGCCCACGAGAAACUCAGCCAGAGUUUAUUUAUAGUUUAUCACAAUUUUACAAAUUUAUCUAGAAGUAAGUACGCAAUCGUAUAGUGCAAUUCAAUGCCGAGCAUUUUUAUCAUCUAAGUAAUUCUUAAGAAGCAUAGACUUUGGGACCUCUGCUUUGGACCUUCACUAAAUUGGCGUGACGUUAUUUCUUGUUCGUUCUGAGGACUUUUCGAUUAAUUGUCAUUUGUUAUUUACUCUUAACAGAAAUCUCGCGGAUUAUUCCGCGAUCUUUGAAUCAUCGAAAACAUAGCUAUACUAAAUAACAUGAUAGAACUAGUUUCCUAUGCUCUCACUGGGGAUAGAAGAAGUAGGAAAGGGCAAAUCCCACCAGCCCAUAAACAACGGCUCAGGGAACUCAAGUAUACCCCCGUAAUAAAUAGGUCGAAGUAUAAAAGUAUAUGGAGAUGUAUAUGUAUAAAUAAGGAUCUGGUUCUGGCUUAAUAAAAGUAUGUUUCUUGAUGAAUAAUACAUUUUUUUUAUCAGUCUUCUAGGGCAAAAUGUUCGUCGGUGUACCAAUGCGAAGUAACAUUUGAAGCUGCAUAAUUUUUUCGUGUUAUUUUUUCUCUUACCAAUAAGCUUAAAAAAUUAAAAACUAACAAACAAACCAAUCAUAAGUCUUUAAAAAUAUCGUAAAACUCAGACUGUAAGGUCAACGAUCUUAGCUUGUCCCCGUUGUGGACAAAUUAAAAAUGAUUUUAUCGUUUUUGUAGUAAAACGUUGUAGCAAACUUUGUUUGACAAAGUAAUGAUUUCAUUAUUAAAGUACAAUUAUCAAGAUUUUUUUAGUUAUAAAACCGGGAAGUAGGCCUAGGCCGGGAAUUGGCAUUCACUUUUUUAAGAUUUUGACUAUUUUAAAACUUAUUUAAUUACCUAUGUUAUACCUGAUACUUUAGUAAAAAUUACUUUUUAUUUCAAUCGAUAAAAUUUUUAUACUCAUAUUAUUUUAUUAUUCAUUUAUGUUUCUUAUUAUUAUAGUUUUUUACGUUAAUGUUUCAUUGUACCUAAUAACAAUUAAUAAACUUUUAUUAUCAAUAAAAACGAAUGAAGCUUGAGAGCAAACAUUUAUUUAUACACUUUAUUUGUACACCACAAAACAAGGAAACAAACAAAUAAGAAAUGUAAGAUAUACAAAGGCGGCCUUAUCGCUUCAUGGCGAUCUCUUUCAGGCAACUUGAAGCUUAAGAAGAGUGAAAUAUUGCGGGUGGUGUAUAAAAAUAAUUAUAAUAUACUUACAUAUAUGUAUGUGUAUGUAUACCUACAUACCAUACCAGAUACACAUAUAAAAAUACAACAAAAUAAAUAUUAUAAAAUAAACUAAUACAUAAGUAUUUUAUGUCAACUUACAGUAAUUAUAAACAACAAACAGUUGGUUUGAUCAGUCAAAUAAUGCAAUUUCACAGUUUUUUUGAAUAUGUUUAGUGAUUUAGAAUGCCGAAUAUUUGUAAAAUCAAGUUAAUAGAAUUAAACCAAAGACUUUAUCUUCAUCUGUGAAUGUCAACAAUAAAUACAAUUAAAUCCUACUAAUAUUAUGAAAAGUAAAUUCAUUGAUGUUUGUUAUUCUUUUACGAAAAUAUUAAAUAUUAAACUAAUUUUGAUAAAACUUUACAAUAGUAGAUAUGUACAUCACACUAAAAACAUAUUAAUUUACAUGAGAAAAUUAACUUGAAUGACUAUAUUAGUGAUUUUCAAUUUAUUUUAAAUUCUGAUGCCAAUGCAUUUACGUCAUUAUUUUACUUUCAUUUAUUUAUUUAGCAUUUAAAUAAACGUUUUAAAUUAAAUUGUUUUUAUUAAUGGAUACCUAAAUACCUAAUUAUAUUAUUAAUUACUAGUAAUACUUUUGAUUGCAAAUAUGAUAGAAUUAUUAUUUGGCAUUUAGUUAAAGAUCUCGCCUAAUAUUUUUAUCCAUUUUGAGUCUAAAACGAUGCACUCAAGCGUAGAAAAGAGAUUCUUAUUUUUUACAUUUUUUUUAAUUCUAACUCUUUUGAUACUACAUGCAAUAUGUAUAGAACCUAAUAAAUAUUUAACGUAACAAGUUAUCUGGAUUAAAAGCUUUUUACAAUUAUUGGAUAUAUGUUUAGAUGGUUUUGAUGAAAACCUUAUAGUACAUCAUUUUUAUCUACACUAUAUUAGUUCCUGGUAACUCAAUUAUCGUUAUUGUGAGAAAUUUCUGUCACUUUUUAGUGCUACGUCACGUCUUUCGCAAAUACCCAAUUCAAAAUCGGUGUGUGAAUGCUUAGAAAAACCAGCUCGUCCAAAAUGGUCGACGCCGGGUAAUUGUCUACGUUUAUUUUACAUAUCGUUGUCUUUUUCGUCCCAUCGCGGCGAGAGAGAGAGAGAUAUAUUUUCUAGACAAUAUAUGUAUUGUCGACUAAUGCCGACAGUACAUCUCUUUCAAUACUUCUUACAAUACUUCUCAUAAGUCGCUAUUGGCCGACAAUACAUCUCUUACGUCGCUAUUGGGCGACAAUACAUCACUUAUGUCGCUAUUGGCCGACAAUACUUCUCUCACGUCGCUAUUGGCCGACAAUACAUCUCAUAAGUCGCUAUUGGUCGACAAUACAUCUCUUUCGUCACAUGAUAUCCCAAAUACAUCUCUAUCGUAACAUGAUAUUCCAUUGACGCAUUAGGCAUGUAAGUAGGUAAAAAUAAUUUACAUACUAGGUAUAUUUAUAUAUUUAUCUCAUUAAGGAGGCUACGGAUUUUUAGUUUUAACUGCACAGUUACAAUGUAAAAUGUAAUCGAAUUAUCAUUAGAUAAAAUUAUACAGUUAAAACUGAAUGUCUGUUUUCCUAGGCAGCCUAAAACAAGUAAGUAAUUUCUACUAUUUUGAUACCUUCUGAAAUAAUCCUUACUCACGAAGUGACCAGUAUAUUGAGAUUAAAAUGUUUUUAAUUAAGUGUUUAAUUUUUUUAAGUUUGAUAGGUAAGUAUUUCGUUUUGUAACCCGUUUUAAAUAAAACAGACGUAAAAACCUUUUUUUUAAUAAUAAAAUGUUAUCAAGCAUCGUAUUUAGGAAAAUUAAUUUACAAUAAAAUUCUGUCCAAUGAAAAUGAUUUCUAUUUUUAUUGAACUAAAACGAGAGAAUCACCACAACUUUAACGUAUAAGGUGUUCGAGCAAAUUAGGUAACCUUAGAAUCCGUGUUUGACGCGAAUAUAUUAAAGUGGGCGGAUAAUUGUGCCUCUGAGUAUAUUAAAUGCGGUAUCAUAAUCAGUUUAAUAUUAUUCAAACUACUCGGUCCCUCAUAACAUCUCUUACAAUAAAACAAUGUCCUAAAGAAGUCAAGCAUAGAUAUAUUAUAAUAUUAACUAUAAUUUUUUUGAUGCUACAACAACAGUAUUCAAUUGCGUAAAAGAAAAUUUAAUUAUGACAAGAACUAAAGCCUAGUCAGUUAUAAAAAUAAAAAAUCAAUCGAUAACUGCCAACCUUGUAAUUAUUGUAAAUGUAAAUUGAAUUAUUCGGUUUUUACUAUUUAAGUAAUAUUAGUGUGUGACUUAAUAAUUUAUUUAAAAUACGCUUUUAACUAUUGAAAACUGAAAAAAUGAAGGCGGGUGAGACUGCCUUACCUUUUCAUGAUCAUAAAACAGUUAGGCGUUAAAUUGAUUGAUCAAAUCUAUUUUAACCUAACACUUAUCACUAUAACUUUAUAUUACAAAUUGAAAGAGGUAAAGAAAUUGUAGUUGAUUUUGGCGCUUGUGGUAAACGGCACAGUGUUGUCUUACGACUCUUAGUGUUGCCAGGACCAAAAGUAGGAUACCAUUUAUUUGUAGAUGGAAAUUUUUUUUUAGUUGUAUUUUUUUGUAUUUUAGUUGGUUACCAUCGUAGGUUGUCUUAACAUUUGGUUCGGUCGCAAUCGAGAUCUAACUUGUCAAAGAACAAAAAGAUACAAAAAGCGAAAAGACGUGACUUUACACUGAAAAUGGCAUAGACCUUACACAAACAGUGUAUUUAUUACGCGUCGGUUUAAAAUAGUUUACCCAUAACUUGAAUAUUAUAAAUAUCAUAAACAAUUAGAUUAUUUCUGCACUGCAACCAAUCCGAAUUGCAUCUGAAGAAAAUUGAUUGAGAUAACUGGGAUCAAACUUAGAUAUUAGGUAAUUUUACGAGUACGUCCAUAGCGAAUGUUUUUGCUUGCGUAUUCAAUACUGGUUGACACUGCCAGUACGAGUUUUGACUUCGAUUAGAAGCUGGUGCGUGUAAGCCUUCAUACUAGUAUUAUUGUGGUUGAUUUGUGUCGUGAAUUCGAAUCGUGGAUAUUCUCGAAUUGAAACUUGGAUCAAGUACGUACCUACAAACCAAUAAGCUACAUGGCUUUAAAAAAAAACAUUAUUUUUAUCAACACUACUCUGUUCUUGUGCAAAGUCUAUGUAGCGAAAAACGUGUCAUCGCUCGUAAAUGUGGCUGAUAAUUCCGUCAUAAGUACAGUCCUUAAAGCUCAAAAGUGCUAGAAUUCAGUUUCUAAAAAAAAUUACAGUCCACAAAGCUAAAGCACAAUGCGUUGAUGUGCGAAAUGAAAAUAAUUGAGAUACUUCGGAUCCAGAAUUCUCUGAUUCGGGUUGGAUGGAGAGUGUAACUCUUUCGUGUGUUUUUCAGAUAGCAUGGGAACGGUGACAUUUGCGUUAUGACGUCCAUAACACGUACCUACUAUUAUCGCGAAACGCGGUCAUCUUUCAAGCGAACUGUCACCCGCACCAUGCUAUACGAAAUAAACGGUAUAUUGCGAUGUAUCGGCGCGGGCACAGGCAGUCACGGCGGAGAGCGUGGUCGGCAAUGGGUUCACAUUCAUGACUUCCUCACGAAUGGACUGAAUUGACGUAAUUCUUACCUGUUUUUGUUUUCUACGAUCGGGAAACGACUACAAUGGCUAAAAACUAUAAUAUUAUAGUCUAACGUUGCUUUACCUUUGCGUGAGAUUGUGAGAAUUUUAGCUUAAGUUUCGACUGAAGAUGGAUGCCUGUAUGUAAUAUUGUAAAUUAUAAUUUCUCAUAAAAUAUAAUUUUUUUCAGCUA